AUGUGUGGGAUGGACAAUUUAGAAUUGUUCCAGGUUCCCCCCACCAACAUAGCCUUGGAAGAAUCGAAAUGGAUGGAAUAUUAUCCCAUUUCCAGUACCCUCGAUUCCGACACAGCUCCCACUGAAUUCGAUAUUCAGGGGCAGGGAGACGAAUACAUAGAUCUCUCACAGACUUAUUUACAAAUAGUUUGUAAAUUCACGAAAGCCGAUGGCACUAAUUUAGAGGGAUUAGCGGGAAAAUCCACUCCCGUGAAUAACAUCAUACAUUCUUUGUUCUCAGAAAUCGAUCUCACUCUGAAUGGUAAAAUCGUUACCCCAGGAACAGAUACCUAUCCUUACAAAGCCUAUUUAGAGAAAUUACUUUCUUACAGACCCGAAACCUUAGACUCUCAAAUGUUUGCUUGCAGUCUGUGGGAAAAAGACACGGCAGGACAUAUGGAUGAUUGUAAUACAGCGACUGCAACUCUAUGUAAAUCAGAAUAUACUGUGGCUAGUGACAAAAUCACCAUAACUCCUGCAAAUAUGGCACUGUCCUACCCAGCAGGUUCUCAAAACGACGGGUUGAGAAAGCGCCACAAUGUCGUCGACAACAGCAAAAAGAUUACUUUAAUCGAUGUCUGUAUCUAG
This is a messenger RNA of Magallana angulata, 627 nucleotides long. RefSeq lists its product as uncharacterized. The record is from RefSeq and is a predicted model, not a curated record. Lineage: Eukaryota; Metazoa; Mollusca; Bivalvia; Ostreida; Ostreidae. Bases 1 to 627 code for a protein of 208 amino acids. The transcript has a single exon.